AUGCUUACCAAGGAGCCCGAAAAUGUGCGCGCCGUCUAUCUGGCACCGACCAAGGCCUUGUGCUCGGAGCGGACGCGCGAUUGGUCGACCCGCUUUGGCCCGGUCGGAUGCGGUGUCACCGAGCUCACUGGCGAUUCUGCUCAUGGCCUGCACGUCGCUCGUAAAAGCCGUCUGAUCGUCACGACGCCGGAGAAAUGGGAUAGCCUUACCCGCAAAUGGGAUGAGAACUCGGGCAUCCUUUCAACCAUCCGCCUACUGCUCAUCGACGAAGUGCACAUCCUCAACGAGGCGCAACGAGGGGCCCGUUUGGAGGUCGUGGUGACUCGAACCAGGAGCAGAGGCUGUCAGGUGCGCUUCGUCGCUGUUUCGGCCACGGUGCCCAACCUCGCCGAUGUAGCGGCUUGGAUCGGACCCAACCUAUCCGCUUCGACACUCAACACUGAUGUGCUUGGCAAACCUGCCGCCGAGGUCUUUCAAUUCGAUGACGAAUACCGUCCAUGCCCGCUGCAGAAGCACGUGUAUGGCUAUCCGAAGGCCAGGGACGAGUUCGCCUUCCAGGCCUACCUCAACCACAAAUUGUAUGAUCUGAUCGAAGCGCAUGCAGCUGGCAGGCCGUGCCUGGUGUUCUGUGCUACGCGUCGUUCCACGCUUCAGGCUGCCAACACGAUAGCCGAGGCCUGCAAGAAAGCGCGCGAGGCCGGUGGAGGCUCCACGCUCUUGGGCGGCGGGGCUGGCGGUCGACGCGGCGUGGAGGUGGCGACGGUUGACGAUCCCGAUCUCACUACCCUCAUUCCUCUGGGAAUUGCCUUCCACCACGCCGGUUUGAGCAUCAGCGACCGUCGAAAGGUGGAACAGGCAUUCCUAACAGACAAGAUCGCGGUCCUAUGCUGUACGACCACCCUGGCGACCGGCAUCAACCUCCCGGCGUACUGCGUCAUCGUCCGAGGGACCAAACAGUACGAUGGACGCUGGUGCGAAAUUUCGGAGCUAGAUAUCAUCCAGAUGAUGGGCCGUGCUGGGCGACCGCAAUUCGAUCGCAGCGGCGUUGCCGUCAUCAUGUGUGAGGAUACGAUGCAGGCGCACUAUCGAGAUCUGGUCAGUGGCAGCCGUGACAUCGAGUCCAGCUUGGCCCCCUGCCUGAUCGAGCAUGUCAAUGCUGAGAUCGGCUUGCGCUGCAGAACCACGGAAGCGCAGAUCGAAGAUUGGAUCCGUCAAAGCUUCAUGUGGACGCGACUCCAGAAGAAUCCGACCUACUAUCUGAGCCAGGAGGAGGGAAUCGGACUCGAUAGUGUCGAGGAGAUCCUGAAACAUCUCGUCGCCAGGACAGUGACAGCUCUCGAGAAAGCCUCGCUCAUUUCUCGGUCUGGAGGUACGGACGAAAUCGAGUGCACAGAGUAUGGCGUCAUCAUGUCGCGAUUCUUCAUCCGUCACAAGACGAUGCUGGCUCUCAUGGAGAUUCCGACGGGUGCCAACACGAGGGCAAUCCUGGAGGCGCUUUCGCAAGCCGAAGAGUUCGGGGAUCAAAGGAUGCGGCCGGGCGAAAAGGCGGUCUACAACUCGCUCCGCACGCAUCCAGAGAUCCGCUUUCCGCCGCGUCAGAUUGCGAGCGUUGCGGACAAGAUUUCCCUUCUGAUUCAAGCACAACUGUCCGCGAUCAAUCUGUCACAGAUUUCGCAGCCUGCAGUCGGAGAAGCAAGCCCUCAGAUGGACAUCAAGCGGAUCAUGCCGCACGCGACCCGUAUUGCUAGGGCGAUCGUCGAUAUUGCCAUUCAUCGCCGGGAUGGCACUGCGUGCAGAGCCUCGCUGGAUCUUGCACGUUCCAUCGCUGCCGAGGCGUGGGACGGCUCGCCAGCCAUGCUUCGACAAAUCGAUCAGAUCGGCGAUCGCUCCGUCAAGGCUCUCGCAAACGCGGGCAUCACGACUUGGCAGAGCCUGGCCAGCACGACCCCGGCCAAGAUCGAGAUGAUACUGAACCGCAACCCUCCUUUCGGCGGCAAAGUGAUCGCAGCGGCGCAGUCGGUGCCACGGAUCGGUCUCGAAGUGAUGCAGAGAUCGUCUUCGCCUUCGAAAAUCUCAACUCUACAUCUACCUCACAAUAGGAUCGAAGAUCCUUCAGCGUCGACAAGCCAGCUGCCACCUUCCAGCAUCAAGGCCGUGCUUGACGUGACGAUCCGAAUCGAAAACCGCGCGACGUGCAUGCUGAAAAGCAAGAGGUCGAAGAUGGCGUUGAGCGUUUGCGUGCUCACACUCACAUCGGAUGGCGGAUUCGUCGACUUCCGCCGCAUGCCCAUUUGGCGGUUCGACUCGGAGAAGCGCUUCACGAUGCACGUUCAUCUCGAGAAUCCCCGGACGCGCAUCCUCACGUACGCCGCUUGUGACGAGAUAGCCGGCACAUUGAUGCAGGCCAACUUGCUACCCAUAACGGACAUGACGAGCGGAUCCCAUAGGACUCGUAUCGUGCGCGCCGAGCUUCAGCGCGGGGGAAUGAACGAGCAUGCUGCUGGGAUCAUUCAGACAGAAGCAGCAGCAUCGGAAUCUUUUGCGAGCGGCGAUACCGGGGAAAGUCAGGGAGUCACAGCGAUGUCGAGAGGGCCUGAAUCCGACGAGGACGCGAUGCAAAAAAGGUGCGUAGCGAUACUGCACUCAGAUCUGACUGACACGCGGAAGAUUGGCGAUGCUGACAACCGAAAUAUGGCUGCGAAAUCUCAACCUCCUCCAUCACACUCUCAGAUGCAAGCACAAAUGCAAGGGCGACUGUCGCCAUGUGUGUUGUCAACGCGCCAGAGAUCAAGAACUCACAGGCAAGGUGGACCAGUACGAUUACCAGCGCCGUGGCGUCCAGGAUAA
Molecule: messenger RNA, 2847 nt
Organism: Pseudozyma hubeiensis SY62
Lineage: Eukaryota; Fungi; Basidiomycota; Ustilaginomycetes; Ustilaginales; Ustilaginaceae
Product: potential translation-regulating helicase
Exons: 1
Coding region: 1-2847 (948 amino acids)
Molecular function (GO): nucleic acid binding; ATP binding
Source: RefSeq, a predicted model, not a curated record